Saccostrea cuccullata (small rock oyster) is the source of this 1620-nucleotide messenger RNA. RefSeq names its product glycine receptor subunit alpha-2-like. Gene Ontology annotation, biological process: chemical synaptic transmission; chloride transmembrane transport; nervous system process. The record is from RefSeq and is a predicted model, not a curated record. Bases 194 to 1366 code for a protein of 390 amino acids. NCBI's taxonomy places the organism in Eukaryota, Metazoa, Mollusca, Bivalvia, Ostreida, Ostreidae. Gene Ontology annotation, cellular component: synapse; plasma membrane; neuron projection. Gene Ontology annotation, molecular function: chloride channel activity; transmembrane signaling receptor activity; transmitter-gated monoatomic ion channel activity involved in regulation of postsynaptic membrane potential. The transcript is spliced from 9 exons.
GGAAUGACGUCAACUUUCCUCAUUUAUGCAGGAAUAUACUUAUAUUACUCUGCGUCGGAAUAAUUUCUUAAUCGAGUCGUCCGCAUUGACCCGACACCUCACGAUCGCAGUGAACUUUGACGGAACUCUUAAAUGUCUGUAACAUUACACACGAACACCCAAACAGAUCGAUCUAGCUUUAACUACAGUAACGAUGAAGAAGGGGAUUUUCUCUCAUUGGAUAUUUUUCAUGGUGGUUCACUUCGUCGGGUCUCAAGAAAUGAAAAGGAGAGACAUUUUGAAUACACUUCUUAGCAGUGCGGAGUAUGACCCAAGAAUUCCACCUGAUUACGAGAAAGAUAUUGCAACAGAAGUUGAUGUCCAGCUUUUCAUCAUCAGCAUUGAUUCAAUCAAUGAAUUGUCAAUGGAUUAUACACUUAACCUCUUUAUUCGUCAAACUUGGAUGGAUCCGCGCCUAAACUUCUCUCAUCUCAGUAAUAUAAGCAUGCUGGAACUAGACCAGAAGCAUAUAGGAGAUGUCUGGGUUCCCGAUACGUACUUCCAGAACGAGAAAAGCGCAACAAUUCACACAGUUACAGUUCCAAAUAAGCUUCUCCACAUCUACAAUGACGGUCUUAUAAUAUACAGUAUCAGAUUAUCAUUAACACUUUCCUGCAUCAUGGACCUAAGAUUUUACCCUAUGGACGAUCAGACUUGCUCCAUCCUGAUGGAAAGUUAUGGCUAUUCCAUCCAUAAUGUGAAGCUGAUGUGGAACCCGGAUGACGCUGUCAUUAUUGGAACAGCGCAUGCAGAUGAACAGACGCUUCCUCAGUUCUAUUUUUACAAGCCAUUGGAAACCCUCGGAUGUUCAACCAUAAAUUCUUUCAACGUGGAGUUCUCUUGUCUCCAGGCAAAAUUGUUUUUCCGAAGAAAUCUGGGAUACUACAUGUCUCAAGUGUUCAUUCCCAGCAUGCUUAUCGUCACUCUCUCCUGGAUCUCAUUUUGGAUUCAUGUGGAUGCUGUUCCUGCGAGAGUCUCGCUUGGGGUCAUUUGCGUGCUUACUAUGACAACUCAAAGUUCUGGUAUAAGAAACUCUCUUCCACGUGUGUCCUACAUAAAAGCGAUAGAUAUAUGGAUGGCUCUUGGGUUGUUAUUUGUUUUUGCAGCACUUCUUGAAUAUGCUUUCAUUAACAUUCAGACAAGAAAACAUCAAAAACAGACAAAGAUGCCAGAGAAGGACGAUAAGAAAUAUGAAACCAUUGAUGAAAGGAAAAAUGUAGAUUUUAUGGCACGAGCUCGUCAUGUGGACAGAUUGUCGAGAGUUGUCUUUCCUGUGUCGUAUAUAUUGUUCAACAUCGUGUUCUGGGGUGUUUAUUUAUCAAAAUAAUAGAUAUUUGAUAAAACUCUAAAAAAAAAAAAAUCAACGAAUCUUCCCAAAAGAACAUUGCUCAGCACAUGUUUGUUUUAUGUAUCACACCCAAAAAAUAGAAUUGUUGCAUUUUGUCGCACGAAAUAUUCUACAAAUCAUUGUAUUGUCUACUUUUUAUGGGACUCUUCCAUUCCUUUCACUGUUUAUAAAAUUUGUAUGCAUUUAUAUGUGUUUUUUAUUGACUUAAUAAAAUAUUUAUUAUUUUUAAUCUA